Eimeria maxima is the source of this 522-nucleotide messenger RNA. Its product is annotated as calmodulin, putative. The transcript has 4 exons. Gene Ontology annotation, cellular component: cytoplasm. The coding region runs from base 1 to 522 and encodes 173 amino acids. Lineage: Eukaryota; Apicomplexa; Conoidasida; Eucoccidiorida; Eimeriidae. The record is from RefSeq and is a predicted model, not a curated record. Gene Ontology annotation, molecular function: calcium ion binding.
AUGGCAACUAUAAUAGAGAUGUUGCCGGAUAUAGUGGCGGCUUCGUCAAGUGAAAUAGAGAGUACCAACGGCCCAGCCCAGCCCGGGGUUCUGUCAAAACUGAGCACCCAGGAAAUGAGUUCAAAUCCACGCCUUCGGGAAGCCUUUGCUCUUUUUGACCGAGAUGGAGACGGAGAGUUAACUGCCAGCGAGGCACUACUAGCUAUACGCUCUACGGGGCUGAUUGUGUCUGCCGAUGAAGCUAGUAGCCUGCCAGCCACCAUGCAGUGGGAGCAGUUUGAGAGCUGGGUUAGCAAGAAGCUGAGCAGCAGCAACCCAGAGGCGGACUUGAUCAAGUCGUUCAAAGUAUUUGACACGAAGGGGGACGGAACUCUUUCGACAGACGAACUCAUGCAAGUUAUAAAAACUCUAGGAGAUCUUCUGACGGACGAGGAGGUUGAGCGUAUGGUUAAUGACGCCGAUCCGAGCAAGACCGGCCGAAUUAAAUAUGCCGACUUUGUGAAGCUGCUUUUGAGCAACUGA